AAGGCCGUCACCAAGUCUUGCACUAAAAAAACACGACGCUCUUUUAACAUGACAUCAAAAUUAAGCACAACAAAUAAAACAAGCGCCUAUGUUACCGGCUCAAACCCCGCCACCCACCCAGGGCGAGCAGGCGUCAACAGAAGCCCGCGCAGACAGCAAGCAUCAGCGUGUCGUCGAGAGUACCGGACUUUUGGGCAGAUCAACCGUGACUCUGUUUUGUCCAAUUUGAGACCGUUAUAGAGAAUCAAAAACUCGGAUGCGCCCAAGCAGAACCUUGUCGUUACCAAACUUAGCAAAAGCGCCAUACAGCAGUGGUCACUGCCUGCUGUUCUCUAAAGGGGUGUGGCAGGAACUGGACGGACAACUGUUGGUGUCGUGGGCGUCACGAGUAUACUGUGACUAUGUCAUAGCAGUGGGCGUGCUCAUGUUCCUCGUAUGCCUAGUGCAGAUAUACAGGAUGUCCGUGUUCCUGUACCGGGGGCAGGACAGCUCGUUCCUGUCGGCGUUCGUGGAGGCGGUGUGCUGCGUGGGUUGGUGCGCGCUGGUGGUGGUGGCCGCGGUGCUGGUGACGCUGGGCUUCAUGACCUGGUGCACCAACAUAGUGGAGAGGUUCCCCAGCUGUGAAGAUGCGGCCGGUCAGGACAUUGACAAGAAGGAUGAAAUAUCAACAAACGGUUUCUACAUGGAAAUCGGUACAGCACAGUUCGGGGCAUGGGCUGCAGAACAUCCAGGUGUCCAUGUACAGGGAGCGGCAGAGGCUCGUCAACGAGGGCUCCCCACACCUGGCGCCUUAGGUUUGCUGAUAUUCCAAAGUUGCGACUACGUUAACAGAGUUUGUGGACAAAGAAACGUUGUAUUGUGA
This is a messenger RNA of Chilo suppressalis (striped riceborer), 862 nucleotides long. NCBI's taxonomy places the organism in Eukaryota, Metazoa, Arthropoda, Insecta, Lepidoptera, Crambidae. The record is from the annotation of a GenBank genome assembly.